Messenger RNA from Rubroshorea leprosula, 1172 nucleotides. The record is from the annotation of a GenBank genome assembly. NCBI's taxonomy places the organism in Eukaryota, Viridiplantae, Streptophyta, Magnoliopsida, Malvales, Dipterocarpaceae.
CCCUAUAUACUGAACUCAUAAACAAACAGAUUUACUAUGUUUUUAGUUCUGUUUUCUUUCGGUGUUCUGCAAUCAGAAUUACGUAGAACAGAUUGUUGAUUCGUAUUCUUUUCUCUUUUUUUUUUCCUAUUUUGUUCUUAAUUUUGUUGCAUGGCGAAAGGCCGGAGAUUGACGACGAGUAGAAGCGAGCGGUUUUUAGGGAGCUACGGGAAUGGGUAUGCUGCUGGGGAGGGAUCGAUGGAAGGGACGGAGCUUGGAGAGGAGGAGGUGUGGUCGAUGGUAGAUGACGUUGGAGACCGGAAUGAUUCGAUCGUGAAUAACUCGCAGGGUGAGUGGACCUCGGCGGAGAGUAAUGGGAGCUCGGCAAGGAGGAAUCGCCGAGCACCGCGGGGUAGUGAUCGCCACGUGGGUGGGUUGUCCUUGGCUUUCGAAGAUUCGUUGGCGUCGUCGUCGAGGAUCGUACAUCAGGUGAGGAGUCAAGAGGGCGUGGCGGUCACUCCACGUGGGCAGCAUCACAUGGCCACGUCAGCUCCGGUGCAUGUGCCGGACUGGAGCCAGAUUUACCGGGUGGACUCGGUGGAAUCGAUGCAUGACUCGGACGACGGGUGGGACGAUGGUGACUCGGAGAUGGUGCCACCCCACGAGUACUUGGCGCGUGAGUAUGCUCGGAGCAAGAAAUCCGGUGGCGCUUCAGUCUUUGAGGGCGUCGGUCGGACCCUCAAGGGUCGGGACCUGAGAAGGGUGAGGGAUGCAGUCUGGAGCCAAACUGGAUUCGACGGUUAAAAACCCUAAUUUGAUUUAAGGCAAGUUAUUAACGCAGGCUUAAUUCUUAAUUGAUUGAAGCCAUUUAAUUUCAUUUUUCUUGAGCAAUGAUUCAGCCGAGUCUACUCAACUGAGUUCACUCAGAGCCAGUGAGCUCAAGCAGGAUUAAGAUUGAUGAUGGGGUCUCUUAUUUUUGUUUUCUUGGGUUGGAAAUUUAAGAAUGUAUCCAUUUUUCUCGGUUGUGACUUGAGGUUAGAAAUGAAUCUAAGGAUUUUCAGACAAAAAAAAACCCUAAUACGAUGUCUUGUAGUCUGUCCAAAUUUCGGGUAACUUCCAAAAUCUCUGGCGUAAGAUAUGUUUUCUGUUUACGUUUUUGUCACAUAAUUGCAUAUUAAAUUAUGGUUUGGUUG